UUGUUCGGAUUGGCACUUGCCGCAUUCGGCGCGUUCCUCGUGCAAUUUAUCGUCAACUUGGUGAACAAUGGAAGACGGAAAAAGCGCAGCUUGGACGGCACUGAGGAGCAGGAGCACAUUUUAGAAACAGUCACGAGAUGGGCUCUGCCGGUCAUUAGCGGGGACUACCAGUCCAUUUGGCGAGACGUGGACCAGGCCGACGAAGGCCUGUUGCGCGUGUUGUACAACAGCGUGCCUGACCGGGACUCCGUCACAGGCGUGAACGAGAUGCUGACCCAAUUCGCCGCCAUGGGCGAGACCCUGCGCGAGGCGCACGCCCGGAACCAGGUCGCGUUCCCCGACAGUGGACUCGUCAGCAAGGACGAGCACCGACGCCUGUGCGAAAAGUACCGUCGGUUCGGGCCGCUGGAACGGGCCAAUGCUCGCAUCAGCAGGUACUACUGGUACUCCAUGACACAUUUCGGCCUGGCUGCUUGGGCUGACCCUUAUCUCAAAAGCAUAGGUCAUGGCCUCGACCACAGAAACUGCGAAGAAUGGGCUGAAGUCGACACUAGGGCAAACAUGUCAAUCAACGACGACUUCGCUGCUCCUGGAGCAGAUUUCGAAUCAUCAAGAACUUCCGGUGACGACCAUCAACAGGAAGCUACUCUUUCCGGCAGCAACGAAGCAGCUGACCAUGAAUUGCCAAAUUUCCCACCAAAAAGGAAUAAGCCAACGCUGUUCUUCUAUAUCCUUGCCGAAAAGUAUGGGUCCCAAAUUCGCGACGGUCAUCGUUUUGGCGAUAAUCGCCGUGACGGCGACAAGUGCGAGCGUUCUGGCAUCGAAAAACCAGACCGAGCACUCACUUGGCUUUCCAGUCUGGACGAAGAAUAUUCGUUGCAGUGCAAUGCGCAAAUGGUUGCCCGAUGGGACUACAUCGUCAACGUCACGGAUGAAACAGCUGCGACCAGCACCCAAGCAAAUGAAGUUUACGCGACUUUCAAGAAAGACGCCUGGGAGCGAGUGACUGCAGCCUUUGAUGCCAACGGGCAAUUUCCCAAUUGGGAAUCCUACUCUGAUUCAGUGUUGGUCAGGAAAAUCAGGAAACUGAAAGACUCUGCCAAGGAUUCCAUCCUCACCGGAACCGACUUGACAAACUACUUGACCUUGCAAGCCGAAAUGGAAACCAUCUACGCAGCGGCCACCAUCUGUAAUUUGGACGGAUCUGAAUGCGGUCUUGCCCUGGAACCUCGUUACCCGAGUGGAGACGCAAUGUGGGUCUCGCCGUACGACGAACCGUAUUUCCAGCAACAAAUUGCAGCAGUUUGGGAGGAAAUGAAACCUUGGUACAAGAAACUACACGCUUACGUCAGGAGACGAUUGGUCGAACAUUACGGGAGCGAUAAGGUUGAUCCGACUGGUCCCAUCCCGGCUCAACUUCUUGGUAACCACUUCUUUCCUCUAUCGUUGUGUCUCGCCGCUGGCGAAUACGACCCGAAUGAUCCCGCCAAGCCUCUGUACAAAUGCGAUUUCUAUCAAAACGCGGAAGCCGGACAACUGAUGGAAAACGCCCUGAAACUCGGCUAUUCGUUGCCGUGGACGGAGACCAUGGAGGCCAUUACUGGACAAAGAGAAAUGUCCGCAGCAUCUCUCCAGGCGUACUUCAAGCCUUUGGAAGAAUUCAUGGAUAACUAUUUGGCAGAGACUGGAGACUGCAUCGGCUGGGGAGAUGAAUGCCUCAAGACCAACAACUAAUUUGUUGCGGUGCAAAAAGUUUGCGACGACGUCAAUUGAAAAUCUGUUCCGCGGUUGAACAAGCUGCAGAAUAAAUGCUUCAACUGGCAAGA
Messenger RNA from Notodromas monacha, 1826 nucleotides. The record is from the annotation of a GenBank genome assembly. NCBI's taxonomy places the organism in Eukaryota, Metazoa, Arthropoda, Ostracoda, Podocopida, Cyprididae.